GUGAUUUCAUCAGGAACUGCUGGCGUUCAGGACAAAGAGAGAAGGCACUUCCUAUUUGUUGUAUAUGUCAACGUAUCUUGUUUCGGUACAAGAUCAGCAGAGAUGUCGGUAAGCGAGGAGAUGGAAAACGCAGACCUGCUCGGUCUGAUCUUCCCGGACGGUGAACCGGGAUCCGGCGAUCUGUUCCUUAAAGAGGGGAAUAACUUCCUGGAUGAAUUUUUUUCAGAGCAAGAUAUGCUGAGUGGAAUGGACACAGAGGACUUUCUCAGCAGUCUCCUGGGUGAGGAGGAUGACGGUCUGAUGGUCAACUGCAUGUCUCAGUCUCCCCAUGGCAGUGACAGCGGGAUCUCAGAGGACACCACUCCACCACACUGCCAGAGUCCUCAUGAUGGCAGCGAGACAGACACCGUGCCCAGUCCAGACCAGGAGCCGCUGCUGUACUCAGAGUGUGUGACGGAGAGCUACGAGGCCCAGGUGGUGCAGACUGACCACUGCUACACCCUACCACAGGACACCAAUACCCUGCUGAGUGUCCGCUCUGAAAAUCCUGAGUCAGAUGUCUUCAUCGAUGUUGAUGAUUUGGAUGCUAGUAUGGAAGAUGAUGACUUCUCUCCUGAGCUGCCAUGUUCACUUACCAUUGAGGACUCCAUGCAGAGCAGCAAACUGGACAGCCAGUUCCAGUUCAAAGAGAUUGUUUUGACUGAUGAGGAAAAGAGACUUCUGGCGAAAGAAGGUGCAACUAUUCCAUCUCACAUGCCUCUUACAAAGGCAGAGGAACGGACCCUGAAGAGAGUGAGGAGAAAGAUCCGGAACAAACAAUCUGCUCAAGAGAGUCGCAAGAAGAAGAAAGUUUAUGUUGACGGCCUAGAGAACAGGGUUGCUGUCUGCACUGCUCACAACCAGGAAUUACAAAAGAAAGUUGAGAUGUUGCACAAACAGAACAUGUCCCUGAUUGAACAGCUAAGAAAACUGCAGGCUAUGGUAAAAAUGUCCACAAUGAAAACCACCACGACUAGCACUUGUAUUAUGGUGUUUCUGCUUUCUUUCUGCCUCAUCAUUUUCCCUUCAGUCAAUCCGUUUGGCAGCAGCGAUCAGAAAGACCUGUACGCGUCAUCCACAGGAAUGUCCCGAGCCUUGCGAUCUUACCCAGCUAUUAAAAAGGACAACAUCAUAUCGACCUCCGCAAAAGAAGUAGUGGAACAGGACGUCCUGCUGGUGGCCACAGUAGAGAAUAACCAGGCACUUCUGUCGGCUGGUCAGAACCACACACCAGAUUACCAGCGGCUGGAGCAGUCCGACUCUGAGUCUGGUGUCAACAGCAACUCCUCCUCCGACUUCCCCGCUCCGGCACAGUCAGAUCUCAAAGUGGACGCCACUCUGUCCGAAUCCCACAGGAACUCUGGUGCACCACCGGUCAUCUACGAUGGCCAGAGCAAAUCCAAAGAGAGCUGGAUAGAGCAGAAACCCACCUCAGUCAUAAUACAACAACACCGAUCUGAUGAAAUGUAGUAACGUGUCUAAAACAAAACAUGCGCUUUAAAAAGUGAACUGUUGGGUCAACUUAGAAAAAAUAUACCUGGGUAAAAAAUGCUUUAAAUUAAGUUGAAAUAACUUAUUUGCCCUUUUAACUUAAUAGAUUACACUUUUCAACUUAUUUUAUAAUGAUUUAAGUUGAAUCAUUUUUUUGAUGUAACCAGUUGAUCCAUCUGUUCACUUUUUACAGUGUGCAUUGUUUUAGAUGAAAGAUCAAGUAUAGCCAUUUUUCUUCAUCGUAGCAUUGCAGUCUGACCAUUUUUUCUUUAGUUUUAUCUGCUGUCAUGCUAUAAUAGCACUUUUUGAUACCUAGUCAUUUGAUUAUUAUUGGAUAUUAUUGUCCGUUUUAUGUACACAAAUGAUGAGUCUUUUUAAAAAGGAAACGUGAAGGAGUUUUAUUCUGCAUUGCGUCCACAUUGAGAUUUAGUACAUUCUGGAAAUGUAUUCAUAUGUCUGUAUUACUAUUUUGGGGCAUCUAGCAAUUGAUUAUUUUCCCUUUUUUUAAUAAGGGAGCCAUAUGCUUACAGGAGAUUCCACUACUGCAAAAAAAAAAAAAUAAAAUAA
Molecule: messenger RNA, 2097 nt
Organism: Danio aesculapii
Lineage: Eukaryota; Metazoa; Chordata; Actinopteri; Cypriniformes; Danionidae
Gene: creb3l3l
Product: cAMP responsive element binding protein 3-like 3 like
Exons: 10
Coding region: 103-1509 (468 amino acids)
Biological process (GO): regulation of transcription by RNA polymerase II
Cellular component (GO): nucleus
Molecular function (GO): DNA-binding transcription factor activity, RNA polymerase II-specific; RNA polymerase II cis-regulatory region sequence-specific DNA binding
Source: RefSeq, a predicted model, not a curated record